GGCGAAUUUUAUUUCCUGCAGAGAAACUUAAAAAAAAAAAAAACUACACAACUAGUACUAUAUUGAUUCGUAUUCAAAAACCUAAAUUCAAAUUUAAUUAGGGUUUUGCAGAUCGAGGAAUUCGGAUUCCGGAAUCGAUUUUCCCUCGCCGUUUCGUGAUGGCGAAGAUGAGACCAUCUGUUUCGUUGGAUACUUGGAGAGAGUAUUUCCGGCGAGGAGAUUCUGAUAUUUUUGGUAUCAUUGAUCAUGCGAUUAUGGUAGCUGCUGCAGAUUGGCCAAAGGAGUUUAAAUCCAGGAGUGAUAGAAUUGCUGAGCUUCUCUUCUCUUGUAAAGUGAGUCGCUGCAUUGGUUGUGACCACCUUGAGCUCUCGAUAGCUGGAGACGAAGCGGCGGUGGAGAUAGUUGGAGUUGGCGGCGGCGGUGAUAGGGGUGAUUCUGGUGUUGCGACGGGUGAAGGUGAAGAGGCGUCUGUGAGUGUUGAUGAGGUUAUGAGGAUCAGAGAUAUCUUGUCGAACAAAGACGAUGAGAAAGAUUCUGUGUUACUCGAAUCUCUGAGAAAGCUUGAGUCAAUGUCUAUGAGUGUGGACAUUCUUAAGGAUACUGAAAUUGGAAAGGCUGUUAAUGGUCUGAGGAGACAUAGUUCCGAUAAGAUUAGCAAACUUGCAAAGACUCUUUUCGCAGAGUGGAAGAGGCUGGUGGACCAGUGGAUGAACACCCCAGAGGAAAUGGCUGGCACUGAAGGGACGCCAGAGUCUCUAAACCUUUCAGUAAUUGAUGAAGAAGAAGCCUUUCCUUCUCCUCCACAUGAUUUAGAUAUCUAUGCACCUGAACCUAAUGGGUUUGAACUUUCUCAGAUCUUAGAUUGUUUGGACUGCGAUGGAAAUCCUCGUCACAGUGUGGAGUCCAAACAUGAAAGAAAAUCGCAAAGUAGUGCGGGGAGGAGACCCAAGGGAACAAAUGAUGCAAAUGUGGUUGGGAGGUACUGCAAUGAUCAACAGACGAGGAGAGAAGAAGCUGAUGUUAGACCUAUGAAGCACUCAGCCACAGAUGUUGUCGAGCCUAAAAGACAAACAAAGCAAAGUAGAGAACAAAUGGUAUCCGCAAUCCAACGAAAACCAACUGCUGUUACUGAGCAAAAGCGGAAACUUGCUGGACCUCAACAAGAUAAACUCAAAGCUCUGGAUCCAGACUCAAAGUUUGAGUUUGCAAAGCGGAAACUCCAAGAGAGCUACCACCAACAUGAGAAUGCUAAGAGACAGAGGACGAUACAAGUACUGGAAACUAUCCCAAAGCAAAAUAAAGUUCAGAAACCGCAACUCAAGAGACCCGCCACACGAAGAUAUAUUUAUUGGUACUUCUGGUCCAGUGAAUUCCCGGGUUACGAGUUACCUUCCCUCAUCCUCAAUCUCGCGAAUCCUCGUGAUAGUUCCUCCCAAUUCUCAAGACAUGAUGAGUUGAUGAUUGAUAUUCCUGUAUAUUUUGGACUCGUACUUGUGCAGAUAGAUAAAGCAGAGAUGGUGGAUGAGAUGAUGAUUUUCAAGAAGAUGAGUGUCCUUCUAACUGAAAAGGAUUUUGUUGAUGCCAUCGUAUCUGUUUCUCUCAAGGACCUUACGAGAUCACUCUUUGUCAGGUUCGAGGCCAAGGCUUGCCCUAAGUUUGACCUUAUCCAUAAGACUUCCGUCGAGACGGUUAGGUGCGUAGGGAAAACCUUUAUGCAUAUGCUCUCUAAGGUUUCUAGAGAGUUUCCUCCCCGCAAUCGAACUCAUCCCGGUGGCCUCCUCUAUCAGCGAUUUGAUCCUACUCACUUGUCUCUUGCUCGCCAACAAGUUGCUAUAUGCAAGGAAACUGAUUCACAGUAUCCGCAUGAGAUUGUGAUUCACUGGACAAGUGCAAGCGCCUGAAAGUGGAUGCUCUUGGUUACAUGUUUACUAUUGCAAUGAGAUGCGCCCCUAGUUUGGCUUAUCUCGAAAAGUUCAGGCAGUACAUGGCUCAGGCGAAUGAGAAGAAUCUGGAAGAUGAGACUGCUGCUACUCUGACGAACAAGAAGCAUGUCGCCCUCUUGGCUGAGGAAGACUGCACAGUCCUUUGCACCCCUCGCUUUGAGUUUCAAAAUGUUGCCGACUUUGUUCUUCCAGAAACUUUGCGUUGGCUUGACGAGUUGGAGCUUCAAGCCAGCUUCAAGCUCCAAGCUAAUCAACUGGACUCUGCAAA
Molecule: messenger RNA, 2211 nt
Organism: Arabidopsis thaliana (thale cress)
Lineage: Eukaryota; Viridiplantae; Streptophyta; Magnoliopsida; Brassicales; Brassicaceae
Product: Transcription elongation factor (TFIIS) family protein
Exons: 12
Coding region: 159-1901 (580 amino acids)
Cellular component (GO): nucleus
Source: RefSeq, marked reviewed